This is a messenger RNA of Gongylonema pulchrum, 228 nucleotides long. The record is from the annotation of a GenBank genome assembly. NCBI's taxonomy places the organism in Eukaryota, Metazoa, Nematoda, Chromadorea, Rhabditida, Gongylonematidae.
AUGCGUUAUCCGGCACAGGUGUUGGAUCGAUCAGUGUUCGUGAAUCCAGGUUGGCUUGCCGAACUAUCCACGUUCUUUGCCCAGGAGUUUUUUGGCGAGAGGGCGCGAGACGAACUCAUCCUGGACGAAGGAGUCAGCUACGAUCAGUUCCUCGAAUUGCUGCGAGUUGUUUGCUACUGCCCCACGCGUAAGCCGAUUACCAGUAAGUUUUUAUUCGAAUUUUUCUGA